CUGUUUGCCUUGGCCGCAGUUUUGGGUAAUGGCACGAUAAUGCUUGUAAUUUGGAGAUCAAGGCAACUUAAUUCGACAUCAUUCACGUUGCUCUUUUGCCUGGCGUUUUCUGAUUUCCUCGUUGGACUGCUUGGUCAACCGUUCUUUGUCGCUUUUAAAACAGCGGAACUACUUGGCAAGUUCAACGCAUAUUGUAAGCUGAGACUGUCGCAGUUUUUCAUUGGGUGGAUAACUGGAGGAAUAUCUUUUGCAAUUCUCAGCGGAGUCUCCAUCGACAGACUCCUUGCAUUGACUCUUCACCUUCGAUACAAAACCAUUGUCACAAAUCGAAGAGUGUUAAUGCUGGUAAUAUCAGUCUGCAUAUCUAUUUCUAUUGUGACGAUUUCAAAGUUUUGGAUGAGGGACAACUGGGUAAUCAUGCCUGCAACAAUAUUCUCGGUAACGACCCUAAUGACUGCUGUAAGCACAUUUCAAAUCUUCCAGAUUGCUCGCAUGCAUCAACGUCAAAUAUUUCAACAAAACCAAACUUUGGGUCGAACAGACGACGGAACAGUGCACGUAUUGAAAUGCAAAAAGUCAGCCGUGACGGUACUUUAUGUUUAUGGACUGAGGCUAACUUUUUAUCUUCCGUUUAUUUCAGUUGUCAUGAUUGAAACGAUAUUAGGUGUUACUCAGUCAGUUACUCUUGCUUAUGACCUUGCUACAGCCACCGUUUUUAUAAACUCGUCGUUAAAUCCUUUAAUCUAUUGCUGGAGAAUGACUCAUUUAAGACUCGCUGUCAAAACGUUUCUUAAAAAUUUAAUCUGCGUUUAG
Molecule: messenger RNA, 813 nt
Organism: Porites lobata
Lineage: Eukaryota; Metazoa; Cnidaria; Anthozoa; Scleractinia; Poritidae
Source: the annotation of a GenBank genome assembly